This is a messenger RNA of Micropterus salmoides (largemouth bass), 3281 nucleotides long. Its product is annotated as oxysterol-binding protein-related protein 5-like. Gene Ontology annotation, biological process: phospholipid transport. NCBI's taxonomy places the organism in Eukaryota, Metazoa, Chordata, Actinopteri, Centrarchiformes, Centrarchidae. Gene Ontology annotation, cellular component: cytosol; membrane; intracellular membrane-bounded organelle. Gene Ontology annotation, molecular function: sterol binding. The record is from RefSeq and is a predicted model, not a curated record.
AUCCGUGGUCUUUAAAGAGUUGGACCAAGCUGUGGUGUGCCCUGAAGCCUGGAGUUCUUUUGAUCUAUAAGACCCCCAAAACGGACCACUGGGUGGGCACCGUCCUGCUCAGUGCAUGCAAGCUGAUUGAGAGACCCUCCAAGAAGGACGGCUUCUGCUUCAAGCUCUAUCACCUGGACAAAUCCAUCUGGGCUGUCAAGGGUCCCAAAGGAGAGAAUGUUGGCUCCAUCACGCAGCCUCUACCUAGCAACUACCUGAUCUUCAGAGCAACAUCUGAGUCCGAUGGCCGGUGCUGGAUGGAUGCCUUGGAGCUGGCUCUCAGCUGCUCCAGUCUCUAUAAGCUGACCACCAAAGGUGGGAGAGAAGCAGAUAUCAGCACGUCUUCAGAGUCUUCCAAUAUACUCCACCUGCUGCAGUCUACCACACUCAUUGAUGCAGAGCUGCUACAAUUAAAUGACACUGUGCUGCUGGGCAAUCACCACAUGGAGCAUGACGGCUUUUCAGACAAAUCCGAGCGUGAGGCUCAUGAUGACUGGGACACGACAGCUAAUGAAAAUGGUGGAAGGCUGACGGGGGAGAGCGACAUGGACCAAUCAGACGAGCUGUCCCCCGGGCCGCAGGCUACAGCCUAUGUAGAGCAGAGCACAGAGGAUAUGGCUGAGGCUGGGGAGGCGUCCCAGGUGGAGACUGUAUCAGAGGAGAACAAGGGUCUGAUUUGGGGCCUGCUGAAGCAGCUGCGGCCAGGCAUGGACCUGUCCAAGGUGGUGCUGCCCACCUUCAUCCUGGAGCCACGCUCUUUCCUGGACAAACUGUCUGAUUACUACUACCACGCCGAUUUGCUCUCACAAGCUGCACUGGAGGAGAGUGCAUACGGUCGGAUCAAGCAGGUACUGAGAUGGUACUUGUCUGGCUUCUACAAGAAGCCCAAGGGUCUGAAGAAGCCAUACAACCCAAUCCUAGGGGAAACGUUUCGCUGCUGCUGGCUUCAUCCUCAAACUGACAGCUGCACUUUCUACAUAGCUGAACAGGUGUCCCACCAUCCUCCCAUCUCUGCCUUUUAUAUCUGCAAUAGGAAGGAUGGUUUUUCUAUCAGCGGGAGCAUCCUGGCCAAGUCCAAGUUCUACGGUAACUCCCUGUCAGCUAUUCUGGAUGGCAAAGCCAGGCUGCUGUUCCUGAGCAGGGAUGAGGAGUAUGUCAUCACCAUGCCGUACGCUCACUGCAAAGGUAUCCUGUACGGCACUAUGACACUAGAGCUGGGUGGGAAGGUUACGAUUGAGUGUGAGAAAACAAAAUGUUUCACUGAGCUGGAGUUCAAACUCAAGCCUUUCCUCGGAGGCGCCUGCUCUGUGAAUCAGAUCAGCGGGAAGAUCUCUGUGGGAGAGGAGCUACUGGCUACCGUUGAUGGACACUGGGACGGUGAGGUGUUCAUUCAUGAGAAGCACUCGGGCCAGCAGGAGACCUUGUGGAACCCGAGUCCAGACAUUCGCAGCAGCCGCCUCAAGAGACAAGUGGUCCAAAUAGACCAGCAGGGAGAGUUUGAGUCUGAAAGACUGUGGCAGCAUGUGACCAGUGCCAUCAUGGAUCGGGACCAGCUAAGGGCCACCCAGGAGAAGUUUGUGCUGGAGGAAGCUCAGCGGACCGAGGCCAGGGAGAGAGGAGACAAACCCUGGACCCCACGACUUUUCCAUCAGGACCCCGUCACCUCCGAGUGGACCUACAGGCACAUGGACACGCAACCAUGGGACCCUGAGCGCUCUCUGGUUCAGUUCGAGAAGGAUGGAGUGAUUCAGACGCACGAGAAAAGCCAGAGGCGACACAACAGACUCUCCUACAGCCACAGCUGGGCCAGCCGACAGAAGGCUGAGGUGAACGGGAAGCACAGGAAAGCCAGCAGUCAGCCGUCCAGCUGCAGCCAGAACACUGAGAGCAGCAGCACCACACCAGAACCCACACACGAAUCCUCAGAGGGUGAAGGGUUCUCAAACCAAUGUGCACGGUGCAAUAAAGAGGUGAAGGACAUUGCCAUGAUAGAGACCACCAUCACAUCUAUUCAGAAGACACAGCAGGACAUCCAGAGGAACCUGGUGGCUCUGAGUCGUCAGCUGGCUCGUCAGAGGGCAACAGACGACAGCGCAUCGUUAACAGGCCGCCACUGUCUCAUCCUCUGUGUACUGCUCCUCUCACAGCUCCUGCUCAACUACGUCUUCACCUGAGCCCGCUCCUUGGGGAGGGGUUUCCCUCUGGCACUGAUCUGGCAUUAGAUCCCUCCAAAAAGCACAGUCUCUAAUCAGCAGCUGAGACCUCGGAUCAGUGUUAGGAGGGCAACUUUGUCCCUUUCUGAUUUCCUCUAAGAGAUGAGGAGCACGGACAUUAUAGCAAUAAACACAGCCACAGCCACCGCCUGUCAGCCAUCUGCAGAGAGUAACGGCACCCCCUAGUGUAGCCAGACUGAAACAGCACCCACGCACUUUGGACAGGAAAGGAGGGAUGAAAAACAAGCAUGGCUCAAAAGAUUUUGAAUAAAAAAAGAGGAAAUGUAUGAUGAAGAUGAAGAAUGCUUUUGCAAAAAGAUAUGACAGAGAGGAUGUUUCACCAUUCCUUAGUGUCUUUUUAUAUUGCCCUGCAAUACUGUUUAUCUGUUAGUGUGCCUGUAUGUGUGUUGUGUACCUACAGUACAGUAGGCCCUAUGGGCGCAGGCAGAUCACCGCUUGGACUUCUUCUACUCCCCUUCCACUCCAGAUUCUGGGCCUUAACGCUAAAGCCAAAAAGAAGAAGAAACCCACGACGUAUACAAACGAAGGAAUAUCUUCCAACAGUGCAAUUGUGUGUGUUUUGUAUCGAUGUACGCUCAAAUACACUCUGUCUCAUCUUUUAAUGAUGAUGAAUUUACCAAAACAGUAUUUAUAAUCCGAAAGGACAAAGAGUACUUGUUUACAGGGAGCACUGUUUGUGUUUGUAUUGACACACAGGAAGGAAGGAUAAUGGGGAAUGAGGCAGGGCAGAGAGCCAGAGUGUCUUUGUAUUUGUGUGCCUGUAGUGCUGUAACCGAAGGGAUAAUAACAUAGCACUGCUUUGGUCUAGACCAUGACACUAGUGUGUACAAUCAGUUACAUAGAGAUGCAACAUGUGGAAGAAGGGGCAGAGGGAACGAGUGACAAAACAUAAAAGAAAUUGAGUACUUUGGCCUAACAGAAGGGGUUUGUGUGUGCAUCUUGGUCCACACCAUGUUCAAGUGACUGUUUUAAGAUGUAAACACUUAGUAAUGAGCUUUUUUUUUUUUU